GGUUUUCUGUCUGUUGAGAAUUCCUAUCCCUCUACUGCUCUCGUUUCACUUCGCAGCAUACUCCUGCUCUUGCGGCUCUUCCCACUGGUGAGACGCAUAAUUCAGUCUGGUAUCCUGAUUCUGGACCUUCCGCGUACAUGACUCCACAUGAAGGACAAUCAAACGGGGGAGCUUCUUCUUCAGGCCACUAAUAAAAAUCAUGUCUACCCUUUUACUGCCCUUCAAGCCCGAGUUGUACCUGGUCCAGUCUGGCACAAGCGUUUAGGACAUUGUGGUGAUAGGAUUAUUUGUACUCUUAGGCAAAAUAAGUUAAUUAGUACUUCUUCAUCUUUUACUCAUGAUUGUGUUUCCUGUAAGUUGGGCAAAUCCCACAAACUUCCGUUUUCUGAUGUUAUUCAUGAUACCUCAGCAGCUUUAGAAAUUAUUCAUUCUGAUGUUUGGCAAUCACAAGUUGCUUCUAAU
Messenger RNA from Cuscuta europaea, 462 nucleotides. Lineage: Eukaryota; Viridiplantae; Streptophyta; Magnoliopsida; Solanales; Convolvulaceae. The record is from the annotation of a GenBank genome assembly.